Molecule: messenger RNA, 2345 nt
Organism: Nylanderia fulva
Lineage: Eukaryota; Metazoa; Arthropoda; Insecta; Hymenoptera; Formicidae
Product: lysosomal dipeptide transporter MFSD1
Biological process (GO): transmembrane transport
Cellular component (GO): lysosome
Molecular function (GO): transmembrane transporter activity
Source: RefSeq, a predicted model, not a curated record
UUUCUUUAUCAUAAAAAAAACACUAAUGUAAGAAAAAUUAAUAGUUAUUUCGUUUCGUGCCGUUGGUAUGCGCCUCUCUAGGGACUCUAUCGCGCGCAGCUGAUUCUCGGGUGGGAUGGGAUGCUGGAUGACACAUAAGCGCGUCGCCUAACAGAUUAAUCAACAAUGGUAUUCGGUUGCUGCGGGAUGCGCUCGGAAUAGUUUAUCGGCAUCGUUUCUCGUUCGUGUAAUCGUGCGAUGUGAAAAGAAGGGAAACGAGACCACUGCGCGUCCCGCAAGACACCAGAUUGUUUGAAUUCGACUUUGACAUAACGUGUAAGUUCUGAUCUGAUAUUCGACGACAACAAAGCAGCAGACCAUAACAACGAGGCAUGGAGGGAGGCGUAGCGGAAAAUUCUAUUAGUACCGAGAUGGAUAGGUCCGAGGACGAGAUAGCCCUGCAAGGAUGUUGCAGCCCCAAGAAAAUGCCAUACCGAUUUUUGGGCCUGGCGCUUAUGUGUCUACUCGGAUUCGGAUCGUACUUUUGUUUUGAUAAUCCUGGAGCACUGCAGGACAAUUUUAAAACUGACUUACAUAUGUCAACUAGCACAUUUGUUUUGCUAUAUUCCAUAUAUUCCUGGCCGAAUGUCAUUCUCUGCUUCAUUGGUGGAUUUUUGUUGGACAGUGUCUUUGGAAUUCGGCUAGGUACUGUGAUAUAUAUGGGACUUACAUUAAUUGGUCAAAUUAUUUUUGCAACUGGUGCUAUGGUUGAUACUUUUUGGCUAAUGAUGCUCGGCCGAUUUGUCUUUGGAAUCGGCGCAGAGUCGUUAGCAGUUGCCCAAAACAGUUAUGCAGUUUUGUGGUUCAAAGGUAAAGAAUUAAACAUGGUGUUUGGACUGCAGUUAAGCUUCGCGCGAGUAGGAUCGACCGUGAACUUCUUGGUAAUGGAGCCAGUAUACAAUUAUGUAUCUAAAUAUUACAAGGGCCCAGAGUGCAUCGGCAUAGUUCUCUUCCUCGCUGCUGGAACUUGCGUAAUGUCGAUGAUAUGCGCGUGUAUAUUAGCCUUUAUGGACAAACGCGCCGAGAGACUGCUCCGACGAGGAGAGGGACAAGAACCGCAAGUCGUUAGUUUGAAAGACGUGAAGGAUUUCAAGCCGAUCUUUUGGUUGAUUGCGCUCAUUUGCAUUGCUUAUUAUGUUGCGAUAUUUCCCUUUAUCGCAUUAGGAAAAGUAUUUUUCGAACGGAAAUACAAAUUCGAUCCAUCUGCUGCAAACACGGUGAAUUCUCUCGUUUAUUCAAUAUCGGCGAUAGCAUCACCUCUUCUGGGUUACUUAGUAGAUAGAAUAGGAAAAAACGUAUCAUGGGUGUUCAUUAGUAUUUGUGUGACUAUCCUUGCACAUGGAUUGCUUGCUUUUACUUAUUUGAAUCCCUAUGUGUGUAUGGUUCUUAUGGGAUUGGCGUAUUCCAUGCUUGCUAGCAGUUUAUGGCCUUUAAUCGCUCUUGUUACACCAGAGCAUCAACUUGGUACUGCUUAUGGAAUAGCACAAGCUGUACAAAACUUAGGUCUUGCUGUAGUAUCCAUUGUAGCUGGCAUAAUUGUCGACAAAGGAGGGUAUUUAAUGCUCGAAAUGUUCUUCCUGGGUUGGCUUUGGAUUUCGUUGAUAACCGCUGGUGCGAUCUGGGUGUCGGACACAGCAACAAGUGGUGGUUAUCUCAACAUGACACCAGGACAAAGAGAACGAUAUGAAACACUUCGAUGUACGCCUGAGAGUCUGGAGCGAGAAAAAUUAUUGUCGUCUGAAUGUACAUCGGAUUUCUCAGCAGACAGUCUUAUGCAACCACAAUCUGAUAUCAGUAUACGAAACCGUUAUUUGUCUCGUAUUGGUGCAAUGGUGCCACCACAUGCAGUAACGCCGAUUCAUCGAGCAUUACGAUGAUACGCAUGAUCUAGUUGCAAAUUUAUGAUAUAAAUAGGUACGUAAAAGAGUUUUUAAAAUCUCGUUAAAGUGUCUGCUCACUGUGUCUUCCUAUUAUACACAGCUUGAUCUGUGAUAAUUUCGUAACGCAAUUUUUAAGUCGAAAUUCUGUUUAUACAAUAUCUCGAAAAUUUUUUAAAUCAAAAUUGACUUAUAUAUAUUUUACAUGAAACUUUGACAUAUUUUACACGAAACUUAAUGACUAUGUGUGUACAGUUACCAAUUAAUAUUAACAAUUCACGAGUCAUUUUUAUCUUUAGUUUUAUUAAUGUUAAAAACAAGCGUUACGGGAUUACUUAAUUCGUAAGGUAAUGUAACAUAUAUCUUAUCGUGUGUAAUAUAUCUUGAUGUAAUAUUGUAAUAAAUAAAUGUUCGUGAUCUCUUCGAUUA